AUGGCUGGAAAGAACUGUACUUUAGUGACCGAGUUCUUCCUGACUGCAUUCACUGAACACCCUGAGUGGAGGCUUCCUCUAUUCCUGGUAUUUCUGAGUUUCUAUCUCACCACUGUUCUGGGAAAUACAGGGAUGAUGAUCUUGAUUCGCAAAGAUCGCCACCUCCACACCCCAAUGUAUUUCUUCCUCAGUCAUCUUUCCUUUGUGGAUGUCUGCUACUCCUCUGUCAUUGUCCCCCAGAUGUUGGCUGUGCUGUGGGAACAGGGCUCCACCAUCUCCCUAAUGCGCUGUGCAGCUCAGUUCUUCCUCUUCACCUUCUUUGCUUCCAUUGACUGCUACCUCUUAGCAAUCAUGGCCUAUGACCGCUAUGUGGCCGUGUGCCAACCCUUACUCUACGUCACCAUCAUGACUGAGAAGGCCCGCUCGGGUUUAGUAGCUGGAGCUUAUGUUGCUGGUUUUUCUAGUGCCUUCAUUCGAACCGUCACAGCCUUCACUCUCUCCUUCUGUGGAAACAACGAGAUCAACUUCAUUUUCUGCGACCUCCCUCCUCUGUUAAAACUCACCUGUGGCGACAGCUACACCCAGGAAGUGGUGAUCAUUGUCUUUGCCAUUUUUGUCAUGCCUGCUUGCACCUUGGUGAUUGUGGUGUCCUAUCUGUUCAUAGUCAUUGCUGUCAUGAAGAUCCGCUCUGCUGGAGGCCGGGCCAAGACCUUCUCUACCUGUGCCUCCCACCUCACGGCAGUCACUCUCUUCUUCGGCACUCUCAUCUUCAUGUAUCUGAGAGAUAACUCAGGCCAGUCCUCAGAGGGAGACCGAGUAGUGUCUGUGCUCUACACAGUGGUGACCCCAAUGCUGAACCCAUUCAUCUAUAGCCUGAGGAAUAAGGAGGUAAAGGAGGCUGUUAGAAAGUCCCUUAGCAGAUUAAAAAUUUCAGGAAGGUUCUAG
Messenger RNA from Perognathus longimembris pacificus (Pacific pocket mouse), 945 nucleotides. RefSeq names its product olfactory receptor 9Q2. Gene Ontology annotation, biological process: sensory perception of smell; G protein-coupled receptor signaling pathway. The record is from RefSeq and is a predicted model, not a curated record. The coding region runs from base 1 to 945 and encodes 314 amino acids. Gene Ontology annotation, cellular component: membrane. The transcript has a single exon. Gene Ontology annotation, molecular function: G protein-coupled receptor activity; olfactory receptor activity; odorant binding. NCBI's taxonomy places the organism in Eukaryota, Metazoa, Chordata, Mammalia, Rodentia, Heteromyidae.